CUACUCAGGUGUUGCUUGUUUCUUACGCAUAGUUAUACACAUAACGUUAGUGAACAAUCCUAGUUUUCUAACAUUUGAUAGUGUGCGCCUCCAUGUCGAAGUAUAAGACAUCUGGAUACAAAGGUUCAUAUGACAGUACCAAAACUGAGGAGCGGGAGGUAAGAAGUUGUGUGCGUUACAAAUGUGGCCUACUCAACACCAUACAGGAUGUCCUGCGCCAAAGACCAGGCUGGAUUGAAGUCAAAGAUGAUGGAGAGUGGGACUUCAACUGGUGUGAUGUGGGCUGGCUCAGGGAGAAUUUCGAUCACUCAUACAUGGAGGAACAUGUUAGGAUAAACCACUUUCGCAACCAUUAUGAGCUGACCCGCAAAAACCUCAUGGUGAAAAACCUCAAAAGAUACCGGAAAAAUCUCGAAAGGGACAUUGGCCGCAUGGAAGCAUCCAAAUGUGAUUUUUUCCCCUGCACCUUUGCACUGCCCAGCGAAUAUCACCUCUUUGUAGAGGAGUUCAAAAGAAGCCCUGGCAGCACCUGGAUCAUGAAGCCGGUGGCAAAAUCUCAAGGGAAAGGCAUUUUCCUUUUCAGGAAAUUGAAAGACAUUAUGGAUUGGAAGAAGGAUGGCACCCGCUCAGAGGAACAGAAGGAUGCAGCUCAAGUGGAAAGCUAUGUGGCACAACGCUAUAUAGAGAACCCCUACCUCAUUAAUGGCAGGAAAUUUGAUCUGAGGGUGUACGUGCUGGUCACAUCAUAUGUUCCCUUGAGGGCCUGGCUGUAUCGAGAUGGCUUUGCCCGCUUCUCGACAACCCGCUUCUCCCUUAGCACCAUUGAUGACAAGUAUAUGCACCUCACCAAUGUGGCUGUUCAGAAAACGGCGCCAGACUAUGAUCCUGAAAAGGGUUGUAAGUGGCAGAUGCAGCAGCUUCGAAGAUACCUGACUGCGAAACACGGCAGAGAGACGAUAGAAACUCUGUUUCAAGAGAUGGAUAACAUAUUUGUCCGCAGUCUACAGAGUGUACAAAAGGUCAUUAUAAAUGACAAACACUGCUUUGAGCUGUAUGGGUACGACAUUCUGCUGGAUCAGAACCUCAAACCGUGGUUAAUUGAGGUGAACGCCUCUCCGUCACACACACCCAGUAGUCAAGAGGAUUACGAGAUGAAGUGCCGUCUGCUGGAAGACACUUUGAAUGUUGUUGAUAUGGAGGGACGGCUGAGUGGCAAGGAGAAAAGGGUGGGUGGCUAUGAUCUCAUGUGGAACGAUGGGCCUGUCUAUAGAGAGGAUGUUAACCUAGAAACAUUUGGCAGUUCGUGUUUCACUGCCAACACACACUUAGGGUGUGUGAAUGACAGAGAGAAGCAGCUUCGUCAUCUUCUAAAACCAUUUCCAUGCCAGAAAAGGAUGUAAGACACUUAUCAUUGUUAUGUCCCACCGCUAUGGUACUUGGAAUGUGUUUUGGAGAAGACAGGCUCCAGUGAGCACAAAUAACUGAAAAAACAUUAGUAAUAUUUCAUGUAAAAUGAGUUCUCUGUGAUGAUCUGAUCAGAUUCCAAGCACCUAGGUUACAAUCUCACCAUGCAAAUGAAUAAAAACUACACUUUCUUAAAACUUUAACCAAGCAUGUAAUACUUCCAAUUGCCAGAGUUAAAAAAACAAGUAUACUGGUAUAAAUAUGUUUUGCUUAUGAAUGCACUCAUUGGCAUGAUUAAUGAAUGAAGUGUAUGUGGUUAAGUUUGGGAUUUU
This is a messenger RNA of Morone saxatilis (striped sea-bass), 1736 nucleotides long. RefSeq names its product tubulin tyrosine ligase-like family, member 9 (gene ttll9). The coding region runs from base 93 to 1400 and encodes 435 amino acids. Gene Ontology annotation, cellular component: cilium. Lineage: Eukaryota; Metazoa; Chordata; Actinopteri; Moronidae. Gene Ontology annotation, molecular function: tubulin binding; tubulin-glutamic acid ligase activity. Gene Ontology annotation, biological process: microtubule cytoskeleton organization; protein polyglutamylation. The record is from RefSeq and is a predicted model, not a curated record. The transcript has 14 exons.